Molecule: messenger RNA, 711 nt
Organism: Microthlaspi erraticum
Lineage: Eukaryota; Viridiplantae; Streptophyta; Magnoliopsida; Brassicales; Brassicaceae
Source: the annotation of a GenBank genome assembly
AUGGCGGAUGAAGCAGAUCCGCUCUCUCAAUUCGAUAUAUCGAAAGAGGAAACGGAUAAGCUUGUUUCGGAGGUGAUUAGAUUCGUGCUCUUCAAAUCGCAUCAAAACUCAGGAUGCCCAAUUAAAAGAGAAGAUCUGACGCAGAUCGUCACAAAAAACUAUCGCCAGCGUAAUCUCGCGACUCAUGUGAUCAACGAAGCUAAAAGCAAGCUCUCGAAAGUUUUUGGUUACGAUUUGAAGGAGCUUCAACGCUCGAAGCCUUCCUCUACAAAUCAAACAAGACUUCCUCAGUCACAGAGUUCUGUUGAAUCGAAAUCGUAUGUUCUUGUGAGUCAAUUGCCGAUUGAUGUGUUUAGGAAACACGUUGUGGAAGAGACUUCGAGUCCUGUUACUGGCUUCACGUUUGCGGUUCUUGCGAUUGUGCAGCUCGCAGCUGGUAAAAUCCCUGAAGAGACGCUUUGGCAUCAUUUGAGGCGAAUGGGACUGAACGAAAACGAUGAGCAUAAUCCUGUGUUUGGUAACAACAAGCAGGCCUUGGAGACGUUAGUCCAACAAAGGUUCUUGCAGAAGGAGAAAGUAAGUGGCCCAGAGGGAACCACUCUGUUCUAUGAUCUUGCUGAGAGAGCGUUAGAUCCUCAAGUUAGUGAGAAAGUAAAAGAUUAUAUUUCACAGGUCCUGAAGAAUGAUGUCUCAGCUGUAGAAAUUGAUUAG